AUGAGGCGCCGCGGGGACCUCUCGGGUCUCUCCACCGGCGACGACGCGAUACCCAAGUCAGGGCAGUCGUUGAUGCACGCGAUCGAGCGGCGUCUGUCAAUGCCCGACGACAGCGAGCUUGCCCAGGAUCACAGCCAACGUGACGCAGUCGAGAUUGAUGGGCCCGCGAAGCAUUCGGUACCUUCGAGCGAGCUGUUGACACUCGCCGUGGCGAGACUGCAUGCCCGGAACUUGGCGUUGCAGCAGCAGGUUCAACGUGAUGCGCUGACAGGCUUGCGCAGCCGGUGGGCGUUGGAGCAGGUGCUGGACAUCGCCUGCGGCGGACCCGGCCUUGCCGCGCAGCCGUGCGCCGUCGUCUUCGCCGACAUCGACCAUUUCAGCAGCUACAACAAGCACCAUGGGGAUGAUCGUGGGGACCAGGCAUUGCGCGCCGUUGCGCAAACCAUCCUCGCGUCAGCCCGGUACGGUGACUACGUGUUUCGAAAGGGCGGCGAAGAGAUCGUCGUGGUCUUGCCCGGUGCCAGUCGCGCUGAGGCGCUGCGGGUUGCAGAACGCAUGCGGUCUGCCGUCGAAUCUGCGGGACUUGCCCACGCGGCAUCACCAACGGCGCCGGUCAUCACGAUCACGGUGGGCGUGUCAGCGUCCGAUGCUGAGGGCUCCGUGAGCUUGGCAGAGUUGAUGUACCGCGCAGCAGGCGCAGCCAUGCGCGCGAAGCUGGCAUGUCAACGCAACGCUGUGCAUUCAGCAGAGCCGCUGUUCCAGCAUUGA
Molecule: messenger RNA, 768 nt
Organism: Ostertagia ostertagi
Lineage: Eukaryota; Metazoa; Nematoda; Chromadorea; Rhabditida; Trichostrongylidae
Source: the annotation of a GenBank genome assembly